Molecule: messenger RNA, 3533 nt
Organism: Chrysoperla carnea
Lineage: Eukaryota; Metazoa; Arthropoda; Insecta; Neuroptera; Chrysopidae
Product: nardilysin-like
Exons: 13
Coding region: 53-3181 (1042 amino acids)
Biological process (GO): proteolysis
Molecular function (GO): metal ion binding; metalloendopeptidase activity
Source: RefSeq, a predicted model, not a curated record
AUUUUUUAUAUUAAAAGAGUUCUAUCAAAAGAGUGGAAAAAAUUAUACAACAAUGAUCAGAAAAGAAAAUCCAAUUAAAAGUGAAAAUGACAAAAAAGAAUAUAGAGUAAUUUGUUUGGAAAAUGGUUUAACUGCAUGCUUAGUAUCAGAUUUGGCUUCAUUAAACGUUAAUGAAUCACUACUACAUAAAUCUGACACUGAAAAAAUUGAAUCUGAAAGUGAAAGUGAAGGUGAAUUCGAAAGUGGAUCUGAAAUUGAUCAGGAGGAAAAUGAAACAUCGGAUGAUGAUGCAGACAAUGGCGGAAGAAAAAAAGCUAAGAACAGAAUGGGGGCGAAGUUGGCAGCAACUAGUUUAAAUAUUGGUGUAGGCAGUUUUAGCGAUCCGAAAAAUAUACAAGGCUUGGCACAUUUUUUGGAACAUAUGGUUUUUAUGGGUAGUGAAAAAUUUCCUGUUGAAAAUGAUUUCGAUUCCUUUUUACAGAAACGUGGUGGCUCAGACAAUGCAACAACCGAUUGCGAAGUAACAGCAUUUUAUUUUGAAUGUCAAGAACGUGAUUUAAGUGAAGCAUUAGAUAAAUUAUCACAAUUUUUUAUUGCACCAUUAUUAAAACGUGAUGCAAUGAAUCGUGAACGUAUAGCUGUUGAUUCCGAAUUUCAAAUGGCAUUUCAAUCAGAUUCUGAUCGUCGUGAACAAUUACUUCUAUCAUGUGCACCGCCCGAUCAUCCUGUAAACACAUUUACAUGGGGUAAUUUAAUUACAUUACGUGAUCAAGUUAGUGACGAUGAAUUAUAUGAAAGUUUAGUUGAAUUUCGUAAACGACACUAUUCAUCGCAACGAAUGACUUUAGCAAUCCAAGCACAAUUAUCUUUAGAUACUUUAGAACAAUAUGUUGUUGAUUAUUUUUCAAAAAUACCAAAUAAUCAAUUACCUCCACCAAAUUUUGAACAAUAUGCAGGACAUGUGUUCGAUACGCCGGAGUUUAAACGAAUGUAUUAUGUGAAACCAGUUAAAGAUAUUUGUCAGUUACAUCUUACAUGGCCGUUACCAUCACUUUUAAAACAAUAUAAGAGUAGAUCUCAACACUAUGUCGCAUGGUUAAUUGGACACGAAGGAAAAGGAUCAUUAAAAUCGUAUUUUAUGGAUAAUGUAUGGGUGUUAGAUAUUUCAGCUGGUAAUGAAGGAAGUGGUAGUGAAUACAAUUCAAUGUAUACAUUAUUUAGUAUUGAUAUAGUACUCUCUGAUGAAGGUUUUAACCAUAUAUCUGAAGUAUUAGAUGCAGUUUUUUCAUAUAUCAAAAUGUUAAAACAUUUUGGACCACAAGAACGUAUUUUUAAAGAAAUUCAAAGUAUUAAAUCAACAGCAUUUCGUUUUCAAGAUGAACGUGGUGCUUAUAAUACAGUAGUGGCAUUAGCUGAAAAUAUGCAAUUCUAUCCUCCAGAACAUUAUUUAGUCGGAAAUUAUUUAUAUUUAGAAUAUGAUCCAGAGGGUAUAACAAAUGUAAUAAAUUGUUUAAAACCAGAAACAGUGAAUAUAAUGAUCUCUUCUACAAAAUUACCAGAUAAUAUACAAUAUAAUAGAGUUGAAAAAUGGUUUAAAACACCAUACUAUGUUAAAGAUAUACCAAAAGAGUCGAUAGAAAAAUGGCAAAAUAUUGAAUGCUACGAUUGUUUUAAAUUACCUGAACCAAAUAUCUAUUUAACAAAUGAUUUUACAUUGUUAACGCAUGAUAAAAAUGUAAUACCUGAGUAUCCAGAACAAGUAUUGAAGAAUUCAUUAUGUGAAUUAUGGUAUCGGCCGGAUAUCAAAUUUAAAUUACCAAUUGCUUACAUGUACUUUUAUAUCAUUACACCAAUGAGUGUUAAUUCGCCACAAACAGCUUCAAUGGUCGAUUUAUAUGUGACAAUGCUAGAACAUCAAUUAAAUGAGGCAUCAUAUGAUGCUCGCGUAGCUGAUUUGCAUCAUUCAAUUUAUUCAUACGAAAAGGGUAUAAUGUUAAAACUAAAUGGUUAUAAUGAAAAAUUACAUCUUUUAUUAGAAUUAAUUUUACGAAAAAUGAAAAGUUUUUCAUCCAAUUUAAGUGAGAAAUUGUUUGGUGCUAUUAAAGAACAAAUCCGGAAAGCUUACACGAAUAAUUUAAAUAAAGCUGAUAAACUUGCUAAAGAGGUACGUUUAUCUAUAUUAGUACAAGGUUACUGGAGCUCAACCGAUCGAUUGAAUGGAAUUAAUGAUAUUACAUACGAAAUGAUGUUACAAUUUGGUGAUGAUUUAUUAAAACAAUUAUUUAUUCAAGCAUUAAUACAAGGUAAUAUUUCAUCACAAGAUUCAAUAAAAAUCACACAAACAAUUGAAAAUACAUUACAAUGUCAAUCAAUCAACGAUGAAUCAAUAAUACCUCAAUAUAUUGUGAGACAAUUACCUGUGGGAAUCAAUAAAUGUUGUUUGUCAUCGUACAAUGUAAAUGAUAAAAAUUCAACGGUUACUAAUUAUUAUCAAUCAGAUAUUGGAUAUUUACGUGAAUUUGUUAUUAUUGAAUUAUUAAUGAUGCUUAUUGAGGAACCUUUAUUUGAUACUUUACGAACAAAAGAACAACUUGGAUAUGAUGUAUUUUGUACAUUACGUGACACAUUUGGAAUAUCUGGAUUUUCAAUUACAGUUAAUACACAAGCUGAUAAAUUUUGUACUGGUCAUGUUGAUGAACGUAUUGAAUCUUUUAUCCAUGGAGCAAUUAAAAUAAUUGAAGAAAUGCCAUCGGAUGAAUUGAAUCAAGUGAAAAACGAUUUAAUUCACUUAAAAUCAUGUGUUGAUUUAUAUUUACAAGAGGAAGUAGAACGUAACUGGACAGAAAUUACUAGCAUGGAAUACAUAUUCGAUCGUUUAAAACGUCAAAUUGAUUUUAUUAAAGAAAUUACGAAGGACGAUGUUCUUGAUUGGUUUAGUUCGCGUAGUCUACAUUCAGCGUCAUCAAAUACACAUUUACGUAAAUUAUCGAUACAAAUUUCUGGUCAUUCUGCACCAAAAAAUGAAAAAAAUUCUCCGGACAACGCUUCAAAAAAAGAGAAUUGCACUUGUAAGGAAAAAGAAAAACCCUGUGUAAUAUGGAAAUCUGUCAAAGAUAUUGAAAAAUUUAAAAAUGGUUUAAGUACAUUUCCACCGAAACAACAAUUACAAAUAAAAAACUAGUAGAGAGAUCUUAAACUUAUCUCGUUCAAAUGCACAAUAUUGUAAGAAAAAAAUUAAGUUGCUAUAAGAAUUCGAUUAUUCCAAUUUUAGAUUCGGCUGUUAAACUUCACUGUCAAUUAAAUUAAAAUAACGAGUGGCGCUAUGAAUUUUCCUGUAGGUAAUUUUCUUAUGUUUUACCUGCAAUUUUUUAGCUUAACAUAUUGAUUAUUUGCACGGAAUAAGUGUGAGAAAUUUCAUAAAGAGACACCGUGUGUUCAACUAACAACAUGUGUUAACUUACAAUAUUCUCUCAUUCAUCUACCUCCACGAUUGUAUUUAUUUUGGUUAAAUAAAUUUUAGUUUUCAAGAAGAA